Molecule: messenger RNA, 1592 nt
Organism: Colletotrichum destructivum
Lineage: Eukaryota; Fungi; Ascomycota; Sordariomycetes; Glomerellales; Glomerellaceae
Product: Putative mitochondrial carrier domain superfamily
Exons: 5
Coding region: 1-1377 (458 amino acids)
Source: RefSeq, a predicted model, not a curated record
AUGGUCCGGGGUACCGAUUCAGGCCGCUGGAGCCCGCGAACCCUGCAACUGGCACCGCAAACGCCGGGAUCGGCAAUGGCUAUCCACGGCCGUACUGACUAUGAGCAAGAAAAAUCCCAAUUUCCCUUCCGCGCGCGGAGCUUACUGAGAUACCUGCUCCCGAAAAAGAGUCAAUCAGUUCCGUCGCCUUGGCCUGGCGCACCUCAGCCCGCAUCAUCUCACAUCGCCGACUCUAGAUCCAGAGCUGCGCUCCUUACGGCUACUGCGAUUCUUGACUGUAUGCUCGAUCAUGCCCUAGGAUCCGAGAUCGCGCCGUCACUCUUUUUCCUCAACUUCCACAAUUCCCGAUUGCAACUCGAACCGCAAUACCUACACCGGCCGCAUACUUCACUAAUUGAUACCCUUUUUACGCUUAUCUCUGCUGCGACAAUAUUUGUUGACAGAAUGUCAACAACCCUGGGCGCCUUCAUCGCCGGCGGCAUUGCCGCCUGCGGCGCCGUAACAGCCACACAUCCCUUCGAGACUGUCAAGAUUCGAAUGCAAUUGCAAGGAGAGUUGAAGGACAAGGGGCACCAGCCGCACCAGUACAGAGGACCCCUCCAGGGCGUCUCGGUCAUCGUGCGGAAUGAGGGUGUCAAGGGCAUCUACCGCGGUAUCGGCUGCGCCUACAUCUAUCAGGUUCUGCUUAACGGCUGCCGUCUGGGUUUCUACGAACCGAUGCGUGAAACCCUGACGACCCUCGUCUUCAACGACAGCAAGACCCAGAGCCUGGGCGUCAACAUGGCCUGCGGCGCCGGAUCCGGGAUUAUGGGUGCCGCGGCCGGCAGCCCUUUCUUCCUCGUCAAAACCCGGUUACAGAGCUACUCCCCCUUCAUGCCUACCGGCACCCAGCACAACUAUCGUAAUGCCUGGAACGGGAUGACCACGAUCUACGGCUCGGAAGGCAUCCGUGGACUUUACCGUGGCGUGGGCGCGGCUAUGAUCAGAACAGGCUUCGGAAGCUCCGUGCAGCUGCCUACCUACUUCUUCGCCAAGCGGAGACUGGUUCGUCAUUUGGGCAUGGAGGAGGGCCUUCCUCUGCACCUUGCUAGCAGCACCGUCAGCGGCUUCGUUGUUUGCUGUGUGAUGCACCCCCCUGACACCAUCAUGUCCCGUCUUUACAACCAAAACGGAAAUCUCUACAAGGGCGUCUUCGACUGCCUCGCCAAGACGGUCCGCACCGAGGGAUUCUUGGCCAUCUACAAGGGUUUUCUGCCUCACCUGGCCAGAAUCCUCCCCCACACCAUCCUGACCCUCACCCUGGCAGAGCAAACCAACAAGCUGAUGAGGAGGCUCGAGGACCGCAUCCUGCCGACGGCCGCCCUCCAAAAUCCAUGAUCGCCAUCCGAUCUUGUAUUUGUCGUAUCAGCGUUCCUUGCAUGUCUGGAGUUUAAAAGAAGUAAAACAAGCUGGGUAGAUUGGGGGGACAUUUUGUAGUCAUGGUUCAGCUAUGUCGCCGAGGACGCAUAGGGAGGGGUAUAAGAAGAGAUGGGGCAGUACACAAGUUGACGUCUCACGUUGUAAAGUGACGAUUGAGCAUGUGUCUCUAUCUG